GGACUACGUUUCCCUUCGGCCCGCGCGCGCCCCGAGCCGCGUCGGCUUCAGCCCCGGAGGAGCCGAGGAUCUCCAAGAUGGCCGCGUGGGGAAGGAGGCGUUUGGGUCCGGGCGGCGGCGGCUCCCGAGAGAGGGUUAGCCUGUCAGCCACAGACUGCUACAUAGUACAUGAAAUCUACAGUGGGGAGAAUGCCCAGGACCAGUUUGAGUAUGAGCUGGAGCAGGCACUGGAAGCCCAGUACAAGUACAUUGUGAUAGAGCCCACCCGAAUUGGAGAUGAGACAGCACGUUGGAUCACCGUGGGCAACUGCCUGCACAAGACGGCUGUGUUGGCAGGUACUGCCUGCCUCUUCACCCCAUUGGCACUGCCCCUGGAUUACUCCCACUACAUCUCCCUGCCUGCUGGUGUGCUGAGCCUGGCCUGCUGUACCCUCUAUGGGAUCUCCUGGCAGUUUGACCCUUGCUGCAAGUACCAGGUGGAGUAUGAUGCCUAUAAACUGUCCCGUCUGCCUCUGCACACGCUCACCUCCUCCACGCCAGUGGUGCUGGUUCGGAAGGACGACCUGCACAGAAAGAGACUGCACAACACAAUAGCAUUGGCUGCCCUGGUGUACUGUGUAAAGAAGGUUUAUGAGCUCUACGCCGUAUGACUGCAGGAGAGUGGGACGCGAAGCAGAACCACAGGGCCCACAGGACUCGGAUUCCUACAGCAACACUUUGGGUUUUCUCUGUGAAGCAACAGCACCUGGGAACGUGUUUAAUACUUGUUAUUUUUUAAGCAGGAAUAACAGAUCAUGGGUAUGCCAGGGGUUUAUUCAGUUCAUUACACUAAGAUGUCUAUUUCCAUAACCCAGGAGCCAGUCCCAGGCUGUGGAAGUCUGACUGGGCAAUGGAAUAUGGAUGGGAGCCAAUGCUACUUUCUGAGGGGUGUGAACUCGCUGUGGGGUGUCUUAAGUACAUUGUUUAACUAUACCAUUCAGAAGCCAACCGGAAGCUAUUGACCAUUAAAAUUAUGAGAAUUUCAA
This is a messenger RNA of Psammomys obesus (fat sand rat), 1025 nucleotides long. RefSeq names its product transmembrane protein 11 (gene Tmem11). The record is from RefSeq and is a predicted model, not a curated record. Gene Ontology annotation, cellular component: mitochondrial inner membrane. The transcript has 2 exons. NCBI's taxonomy places the organism in Eukaryota, Metazoa, Chordata, Mammalia, Rodentia, Muridae. Bases 78 to 650 code for a protein of 190 amino acids. Gene Ontology annotation, biological process: inner mitochondrial membrane organization.